AGCUCUGAUUGGUCAGGACUGGUCUCUAGCAACAUUCAUAAACAUGCACUGGUGGCAUGUUGGUCAUAGCUGGUCUUCAAUAUGGUGACACUUCAGGACAUUCUGAGGGUUUCCCUCUUUGCUGUGCUGCUUCUGAAUGUUCAUGGACUUCCUGUGAAAGGUUCACAAUCCCAACACCAGAGCAGCAGCAGUAGUGCCAAGAGGGGUACACUUACCUCUCAUCAAGGUGCUGUGCACUAUCCUCCUGUGUCUCACAGUACUUCUGGAGGUGUUACCAAGCCAGUACAAGUGGUCAAGCAACCUUCCAGUCACCCUCAAUAUUUGCAGGCAGGGACUGUGUCUGGCAGCCUGAGCUCCAUGCCUGAAGUGGGCUACUCUGUCAGCUAUGGUUCAUCUGUGCCUGUGCAGCCAGGAUAUUCUCAACCUGCUGCCUUUAUGCCAGUAUAUGAUGCCAGCUCUCAACAGACAGGAGCUGCUCAGUCUUCCCUCCCAGAGGCAAAAUGGAAAACUGCUCCUCAAGCCUUUGAGGAAGCAUCCAAUGACACCCAGGACCAGGGUUCUGGUGUUUUUGGUCCACCUCCAGGACCUGCCCUCCAGUCUGGGGAGACAUCUAAUGUUGUGAAGGAAGCUGAACUUGGGAACUUCCAUCAGUGGACAGAAGAGUUUGGUUAUCCAGCUAUGAGGCCUGUUCAGGGUUUUCCACCUGUUCUGCAAAGUCCUGGUGUGUGGGGCUACCCUUCUCCCUACCCUCUUCCUUACCCAUACCCUUACCCUGAUUUUGACUACAGGCUUCUGUAUGGCCUGUACCCUCCUGGCACCUACACUACCUUCAGCAAAGAACAUGAGAAGGGCAAAGACUACUACCAGACCAUCCAGUAUCUGAAAGAACAUGGUUCUGAUGCACCCCAGAACCCUGGAACUGGGCAGGCGAAGGUCUUUACAGGUACACCCUAGAGACUUGGAGGGAGACCAAGAUUAAGCACCAGAGUCUUGGUUUUGUGGUGGCAUAAAUAAAAUUCUCCAAAUUGA
Molecule: messenger RNA, 1029 nt
Organism: Girardinichthys multiradiatus
Lineage: Eukaryota; Metazoa; Chordata; Actinopteri; Cyprinodontiformes; Goodeidae
Exons: 5
Coding region: 82-954 (290 amino acids)
Source: RefSeq, a predicted model, not a curated record